This is a messenger RNA of Calliphora vicina (urban bluebottle blowfly), 6265 nucleotides long. RefSeq names its product brefeldin A-inhibited guanine nucleotide-exchange protein 3. The transcript is spliced from 7 exons. The record is from RefSeq and is a predicted model, not a curated record. Gene Ontology annotation, biological process: regulation of ARF protein signal transduction. Gene Ontology annotation, molecular function: guanyl-nucleotide exchange factor activity. The coding region runs from base 31 to 6126 and encodes 2031 amino acids. Lineage: Eukaryota; Metazoa; Arthropoda; Insecta; Diptera; Calliphoridae.
AAAAAAGAACAUUAAAUUUUCAACGAAAAUAUGGAAGAUUUAUUUCUAUUGAUAAUCAAGGAGUCUACGGGGACUAAACAUAAUGCCCUACGACAGACUGCACAAAUAGCAUACGAUAAAUUAUAUCGACAACAUGGCAUACAUCGAGAUCCAUCACAUGAAUUGCGUUCGGUGUGCUUUACAGCACUGCAAAUGGCAUUAGACACCAAGCGACCAAAAUUUGUAACAAUGGGCUUAAACGGAUUGCAUAGAAUAAUAAAAGAUGAACGAUUUUAUAUUGGCUUGGAACCGGAAGAUGAUUCUGUUUGGUUGCCAGCCCAACUAUUGCGUGCUACAUCUAGUAUAUUGCCCACAACAAGUAAUGAGGAUACUGUUGUUAAUGUUUUACGUUUAUUUCUGGCAAUGGCAUGCUCUCCCGCUUGUACUUUAAAUGGACGUCUUCUCAUAGAAAUACUGUCACGUUGUGGAGAAUGUUGGGAACUGGGUUCGAGAGCAACAAAGGCUGCUUCAUUGGCAGCUGCCUCACAGUGUUUACGAACAUUUUGUACAUUUCUAAUAGAAGAGGCCGAGGAUGUCAAGAAAACUGCACCAGCUGGUUUAAUGACACAAACUCAGGCUACAGCGGUAUACAAUGAGGUAAUUCCCGUAAUGCAGUGGCUUUGUAGUCGUUUGGUGGAGCCCAAUGUUACCAGUUCACCCAAUAAAAAAGUGGAAAACACUUGUACUCUAUAUUUAACGGAAUGUAUAUUGACUUUAACAUCAUCCUUGCCGCGGAAUGUGUACGCCAAUCCACAUUUCACUUCGUUUCUAUGGCAAAAGUUUUGUCCCACUUUAGCCGCUGCUUUAGGGUCACCAGGCCGAGUAAAUUUGGAUAAGAAAUUUACUUACAAAGAUGCUUUACAUAUUAUAGAAAAUGAGGCUAGAGGAUUUUUUACUGGACCUGGUUUAGAUGGCGCACAGGCUCGCUGUGUUUAUCUUACGGGUAUACAACUGUUAAGAAUAGCCGGUUCUCAUGGCUCCUUGAGACCCAUGUUAGAGGCAUUAUUCCAUCGCAUGCUAUUGCUUCCAACUCCACAGAAUCGUACAGAACCUUUAAAAUGUGUGCGAGAAAUAUUCCGAAGUCCAGAACGUUUAAUAGAUUUAGCUGUGAUUUUGUAUGCCGAUAAAACUACUGCCCAAGGUUGCAGUGAUGAAAUGGCUCUUUUUAGAUUAAUGAUCGAUGCCAUGGAAGAAUGUGCUUACGGCGCUGGUAAUGGUACUGUUGUCGAGGCCAGUUUGCAAGCCAGUGUAGAGUGCAUGGUUGCUCUACUGCAAAGUCUUCAGGUACUAUGUACCGGCGAAUUAACUGAGACUAUGAUAAGUGACCAAAUCGUGAACGUAGUAAACUCUCGCUAUGGACAAUUAAAAGAUGCCGAUUAUACAGGACCGCUGACAUACCAAUCAAUGGCCCGUUUACCGGCCUCCUAUCGAGAUGCCGUAGUUGAAUUUCGUCAGAGUGUUUAUGAGGCUUCGUCGGGUUCGGAAAGCGAAGGAGAUCAUCAUAUAGAAAAUGAUGCCGCUUCGAAUGGUUCUGGCGACACUGAGGGACCCGAAGAUGAAGAACAUUCAACUUCGAGUGAUGAGGCCUCCAGGGCUGAACUUAAUCGCUGGCCAUAUACAAAUCUGGAAGUGCCAGUGUUUCCGGUACGUUCAGAUGUCGAUACUGAUCGGCAGCAUGCUCGGGAUUUUGCAAAAGCAUUGCACUCUGAUUUGGUUCCUAAGCUCUUGCGUUUACGUUCCUGCAUUGAAGUCGAUGAAGCCAUGCAAGAGUUUGCCUCGGCAGUGUGUCAAGAAAACAGCGCCAACAUUUCAGAUUUUGAUUACAACUUUACGGUUAUCAAUGCCGAUGGCAUAUAUUUGGCCAUAUAUUCGGCCUUGCUACUUAGUUGGCAGCUCAAGAAAGCCGGUUAUUAUGCGGACAUGCAAAAGGAAAUUAUGAUACCCAUGUCCGAGCAACAGUUUGUUACAUCCGUCCAGAAUACCGGUGUUUUGGUAUAUCUUUCUUCAGCUUGGCUGUGUGAAUUGUACCAGAGUGUAUUGAUCUUAAAUAUAUUGGAAUCCUUGGAUAGCAAUGAUCAGGAAGGUGGUAACAAUCGUUGUGCCUUGAUUGAUAUGCUAUGCGAUGCUGGUGGUUUGGGAGCAACCCAAAUGAUGUCAGAGUGGCAGAGAUUACAGUCGGCCAAUGUGAAGUAUACGGACGAUGAACAUAGUACUGCACGACGUGAAGCUGCCAAGAAACUAAGCAGACGUUUGCUGACCUGUUGCUGGGAUUCAAUGGUUUUGGUGUUAAGUUCGGGCUUGGGUGAUUUGCCCUCAUCCAGUUCGAGUAAAUUUGUGGCAUUAUCUAAACGCACCUUGAGGGUAAAAAGUAAAACUGCCAAAUCAAAUGGUGAAGCAUUGUAUGCCAUGUGUUUGGAUGGUUUGCACUCGGCUGCUACCUUAAGCAAUAACUUAAAUUUACAGCACUUGGCUGGCAAGAUUCUUAAUUUGCUGGCUUCAAAUGUUUGUCAAACGACUGGUCCACGUAUUUCUGCAAGUCAGGCCUUGUCCAUGGAUGUUGUUCUUAGUGGUGGUCUUAAUUUAGGUUCCUAUAGUCCAGAUUGCUGGCAAUCUAUAUUCGCCGUUUGUCGUCACGUCAGCCAGUUGGAGCAUGAAAUAUUUAGCAUGCGAAAUCCUUCGGUGGCAACUUCAUCGCCCAAUGGUAAUCGUGACAUAGAGACGGGAGAGAAACUGCAAUGUAAUGGAGGAGGGCAGAAUGAAAAGCUUAAUUUAGCUUCCAUACCCAUAGAUGAUGAUGAAACUUGUGUUGAUGUCUAUAGCUUCCUACAAGCUCCACUACGUAGUCCCAACACAAAUAUUACUUCGAUUCUAAAAGUGUACUCGGGCACCAACGAAACUGUUCUACUGAGUCCCAGCGAUACGACAAAAGUUCUUUGUGGUCUCUCGCAACAGGCAGAAAAUCUCUUUAGUGAUGCGGCCGAACGUUUAAGUUUGCCCUCUUUGUGUCAGUUCUUGAAAAAUCUUUGUAGAGCCUCCCGGGAACAGUUGUACAAGAACACUACCACGCGUAAAGGCAGCCGGGUGUGGUGGCCUAGUAAGGGCUGGCGUAAACAUGAUACUUUGCCAAUGUCUCUACUUUUACAUCGUAUAGGCGAUGUAACGCUUAAAGUAUUUCGCAGUCCCAGACCAUUAUUACAUAUACUCAAGAUAUGGGCCAUAACAGGGCCGCACCUAAUGGAUACAGCUUGCCAUAGAGAUCGAGUUAUAUCAAAGCGGGCUAUAGAGUAUAUACAUGAUAUAGUUACGGCCUUAUUGGUGGAACAAUCUGAGCUGCCAUAUUUUCACUUUAAUGAAGCUUUGCUAAAACCAUUUGAGAAUCUGUUAAGCAUGGAUUCAUGUGACUCCGAUGUACAGGAUCAAAUUGUAGCAUGUUUGUACGAAAUUGUGGAAGCUCAUCGCACGGAAAUAAGGUCCGGCUGGCGUCCCUUGUUUGGUACCUUACGCAAUGCCAGAAGCCGCAUGUUAAACGCAAGCAAUAUCAUCGAUAUAUUUAGAGUAUUUUUAGAUUCCGACAACACUUUGGUUUUUGCUAAUGCGGGCCUCGAUUGUAUUUUAUGCUUACUAUCAUUCCUCGAGGUACCAGGAGCUGGAGGAGGGGGUGGCGGUGGAGUAGGUGGUGGAGGUGGAGGUAGUGCAGCAAAUACUGGCAGCUCUACAGGUGGUAGUGGUGGUAGUGGGGGCAAUACCAACGAAGAUGAUAAUAACUUUAGACCCACAGAAUUUUUGCAUGAAACUUUACGUUUCCUAGAACGUUGCUCUUCCAUUUUAGGUUUCAUGUACAAUAUGCCGAAAUGCCCGAAUUUCCAUUCCACCUACAAGAUCAAGGGCAUAUCAUAUACUCAUAUUAUCGAUGCCAACAUACCCAAUUCCAUGGAAAAUUUCACCUAUUUUGGCAACGAUUAUUUACAAACCAAAAAUGAACAACAUAUGAUUUCUUAUCGCUCUUUGCAUAUCGACAAGGAGACUAUAGUAAAAAUCGAUGAAAUGGACAAGCCAUCUGGAGUGCUCAAAGUAUGGUUUCUUCUAUUGGAUGGUCUUACAAACUCCUUGAUAGUGUGUCCCUAUUCACAUCAGGCUCCCAUAUUGCAGACAAUCUUUAAGCAUUUUAAGAAUCUACUAACAAAUCCCGGCAUAGAAUUUGGUUUCUAUUGCAUAAAUCACUUGUUGAUACCUAUGAUACAGGAUUGGUUGAGGUAUAUCAACAAGACCGGCACCUCGUGGCAAAUGGUGGAGAAGAAUUUCAAGCAUUGCUGCUGCAUGACCACAGAUUUGGUGGUGGAUUUUAUUAAAAUGUCCUUACCCGAAGUGCGCAAACAAGCAACGAAUACUAGAACUCGUGUCACACAGAUAUUACAACCCAAGGAUAAUGCAUAUUCUAAAUUGAAAUUUGUUACCGAACCAGUAGAUGAAAGAGUGGGUGGCACUGGAGGUGGUGCUCAAUACGACAGUACUUCUUCUAGCGAGGAAAGUUCCCAAGAAUCUAAAGAGACUAGCACAAAGGUGUCAAACUCGGCUACGCUGGCCCUGAAACAAUUGCUUCUCGUGCUCAUCGAAUGUGCUGCCCAGGUCCAAGAAACUGUGGCUCGCGUUGGAGUUUCCUGCCUGAAACAUGUUAUACUGUCCACAGGAACUUUGUUUAAUGAAUACCAAUGGAUGAUUGCCUGCUCGGCCAUACACAGGGCCUGCACUGUAACCAUAGCACCUUUGCGCCAAUUAUCCUUUGCUUUCCACGAAAAAUCCAAUAGCUUUUAUGGUGACUGUGCCAAUGUCAAGGUAGCGGCCCGGCGAGACAGCACUAUUGAAGAAUUAACACGCAUAUACUCUUUGGCCCAGCAAGUAUUUCUCUCCGAUAAUCAGAGGGAGCCUGGAGUUAAACUAAACAAUCAUUUGGAUAAACAUUUGACGGAUGACCGCAGCUAUUCGUUUCUGUUGUAUCCCCAAAAUAAUGGCUUCAAUUCCAAUCUCGAUAACUUUGUCAUAAGAAUACCCUUCAAGACCCUAGUGGUGGGUUUACUGGCCAAUCAAAUGCUGCUGCAAUUGGUGGCUAAAUUGCUGCUCUCCCGUUUGAAAUGUGUACCACAGGCCGUGUCUACUUGUAUUUUUGACAACUACACCACCGCUACACAGCAAUGCUAUGACUACGACUUGGAUUUCCGUUCCAAGGAGAUACUAUUGCGUUGUUGCUUGCAGUUCCUAACAAGUGCUUUGGAAUUUGAUUCACGCCCAGGCCUCAAAUUUCUAAUGCAAAAGGUGGCCAAUAUAGAGUAUGCAGCCAAUUUGUAUAAACAAAUGACUUCAUCCUGGAUGAUUUACUACAUAGCUUUGGUCGAUUCCUAUUUAAACGAUAUUGUAAUUUACAAUCUAGGACCCGAGGACUUGAACUUUAUUCUGGAGUCCUGCUCACGUCUCAAUACCACGAAGGUCAAGAAGAAAGAGAACUUUGUUAGAUAUUUGUUUUGCCUGCAAGACGCCUGGAAUCUGGUGUGUGAGCUGUAUUUAAGCAACUCUACACUGCAUGACAUAGAAAAUGGCCGUCUACGUUCCAGUAAUGCAGAUAAUGCAGACCUAAACAAACUUAAUUCUUCUGCAAAAAAUAUCAAAUCAAUGUGUAUUACCUUGAAUGGCAAUAUUGAAAGUGGCAGCACCUCCGGUUUGGCAGAAAACAACGACUAUUCACCGCAAAGAUCGUCAAACUCACCCGAAGAGGAAAGCGUCACCAUGACCACAUUAAUCAGUGAGUUUCAACCCAAAAGUCGCAAUAAUCCAUUCGAUACAAAUCGCCCACAAAAACCCGAAUCGGAGACAAUAUCACCCGAAAUCGAACAACAGAGAGCCACCAGCAUUCUAAAAGACUCCAAUUACAAGAGGGCAGCUUUGGCCCAACUAGUGGUGGCCUCAAUGGAACUGUUACGAUCGCUGCCCGGCGAAGCUGAGGGUAAUUUGAAACUAUUAAUGACGCCGACAAUACGCGAAGCAUUCCGUUUGGUGCAGUUGCAAGGCAACGAACUAAAAGUUAACCAAUUUUAGGUUUUGCUUGUUGAGUUUUAUUUUGACUUGUAAGUGUGUAUUAAUAAUAUGUAUGACAAGCGCAUCAGAGCUUUUAAUCCAACCAAAAAUCCAAAUAUCUCUUUCUCUAUCUUUUUUAAACUUUAAAUCCUAAUUCCCU